AUGGGUAUUUGUUUUGGUUUGUGGGAAACACCACGUAUACUGUAUAUACUUAUUAUUUAUUGGAGUAUUGUAAUCAUUACAGACUUGGUUUUAGGCGACGAGAACCUGCAUGACAGAAUGGACAGAGAGAAAAAGCGACCACCUACCUUAGGUCUGAAGCAGGCUACCAAAGGGAAGGACACACAAUGGUAUAAGGGAAGGUUGUGUCCAAUUAGAAAGCAGAAUGCGUGGUUUAUAAAACCAAAGGAAGAACUCCCAAAUGGCUAUUGCAAAUCAAAAGAUGUGUUUAUGUAUCCAAAUUACAUAUCUCAAUAUGUUCUACCCGUGAUGGAGGGUGAUAUGUUGGAAUUCAUCUUAGGAGAUCGAGACAAGACGAAACCUAUGGCACAGAAAGUGCGUGUAUCUCAGUAUACACCUCGAACUUGUAAGGAAUUAACUGAGUAUAUGAGAAAGCUGAAUGAGGAUUUGGAUUGUGCUAAUUUUCAAAAAGUGCUUGUGCAGGUAUUACCAUGUACAGCAAUGUGGAGGUUUCUUGGAUCGCCCAUGUUUAAAGCCGUGCAAGGUUUGUAGGUGUAAUAAUUUAUUAAAUCUUUAUUUAUCUAUCUAUCCAUCCAUUUAGUUAGGUGGCUUAAAUGGCCUAUUUUACAAAAGAAUUUUUUUUUUACACCAUCACACACACAAUAGUUCACUUGAUACAGAAAUUAUAACUAGCAGAAAAUUGAGGAUAUCUACUCUGCAUCAUAAAUGAGCAUGCACAAUUGCAUUGUCGCGGAAUUAAACGUACAAUUUCGCAUGAUGUGUAAGUCGUAGGCCAUUCCAUUUAAUACCUACACCCACGUGGACGAAAUUUUCCGAGUGGGUAGAAAAUUCCACGUUUCUGAAGGGUCCCCAAAUUCUGGGACAAUUGAAAAAUUUCUGAAGUGGUCAAGAAAACUUUUACGAUUUCCAAAGGGGUCACUAACGAUUCAGGGAAAUUUCCGGGGGGUCGUGGAAAGAAAUGGAAAGAUUUCUGAAGGGGGUUUCUUGCCAUGGAUCCUCGUUAACAGGUGUUUCCAAGGGGGUUGAGAUUCCUGAAGGGCAUUGGCAAAAACCGUUUCUGAAGAGGUCUAAAAUAACAGGUCUCGUCCACAGGGGUGUAUGCAAGGUACGAUAUAUCAUUUUGCUGCUUUUUCGCGAAUUCUUUAAGCCAGUGGAUUCAUGUACAUGCAUUCUGCUGUAUGUAUAGAUACUCUAAUAUUUGCCAUUUUUCUUUCAAAAUAAUAUUUUUCUUUAAAUGAAAAAAAUAUAGGCAAAAUCCCAAAAAUCCCGCAGGAGGAAGCUUUCAAAGCAAUUAAAUUUGGGCAACCUCGUACCCAGCCUCUCUUUCCACUACGCGCCUCCCUAGCGAGGCGCGUAGUGGAAAGAGCCUAAUUUGGGCUCCUAGCAAAAAUUCAAAGUUGAUAAUCAGUUGAAGAUCUGAGAAAAGCUUAAUGCUUUUAUCCACUCUGUAAGUAUUAGUAUAGAUAUAUAAUUAUCACUUAUUUACUGAGACCGAGGGAAACAGUGUGUUUUGUGGACCCGAGACCGAUCAAGGGGCCACAAAACACACUGCUUUCCCGAGGUCUCGGUAAAUAAGUGUUUUGUUAUAUAGUAUAUAGCUAAGUGUCAAAAUAUGAAUAAUUCACCGGUUAUUCGAGUGAACUUAAUUUGAAACCAAAACGCCGGUUCAUGGAACGCCGUAAAUGUUUAGUAAAAAGUUUUAAAAAUGAACUUUGGAACUUCAUGGUUGACACGCAUGCGUGUUGCACCCAUUUUAUUAUUGACCGGUCAAUAAAUGUUUGAUUGCGGACCGGUUGCAAAACAUAACGUUUUGUGGACCGGCACUUGACACGGUUUUGACCAAUCGGCAAACAGAAAAAUUGAACUUUGACACUAACUAUAUAACAAUACCAGAUAAUAUUAAUUUGAGUACUAGACAAUGCUAUUGUAUUAUCUUAUUAGUUAGCCUAUUUGAUAAUUAUAAUAGUAUGUGAUUACUUGUUGGAUUAUCUAUUAGUUAUUUGGAUAAUCUAUUAAUUAUCUAUUAUUAGCUAUCAGCUGUCAGGUGGCUUGAUUCAACUAUUACAAUAUCUAAUUACCUAAUUUUUUUGUGUGUUGGUGUAAUGUACUCAGGUGAAUUAAUAUGAUGCUUGUGAUAUUACUCUGAGCGUGUAUAUCCACACCGGGCAGGUGUGGAUAUAAAAAAAAUUAUGAUUACAAGAUUACAUCGAUAUCCGGAAGGAACUAGACUCAGUUCCGAAAUAUCACAUACUCGAACCGACCUGACCGCGUAGCUCAGUUGGCAGAGCAUUGGGCUAGUAUUCCAAAGGUCGUAGGUUCGAUUCCCACCGUGGCCAGGUAUAUUUUUCAAGCCUGCCCGGUGUGGAUAUACACUCAGAGUAACAUCACAAGCAUCAUCUAAUUACCUGUUGUAUUGUCUAUUAUAUUGCUUAUUUAUAGUAUAUAUAUAUAUAUAUAUAUAUAUAUAUAUAUAUAUAUAUAUAUAUAUAUAUAUAUAUAUAUAUAUAUAUAUAUAUAUAUAUAUAUAUACUUAGUUAUUAAUGUACUUAUAUUAAUUCAUUAAACAGGCAGCCGGGCUGGGCGCGCUUGAUUACCCAUUGCAUUAUGAACUUCAUGGCACUCGGAGACUGCAUACCUCCACCAGCCAAUUAUGCUGUGUAUCAUGCAUACAUAAUAAAGUGGGCUAAUUACGCAUUCAGUUUAUUCUGCAGACCGGUAAAGAAAGACAAAUUUUGCUAAUUUCUCAUCCAAUUUCCAUCCAAAUGUACCCAUAAUUUAAUCAACUUGUCCUUGGACAAUGCCCAUUAGUCCCCCAUUAAGUUAUCGUGCUGCCAGGCACACACACACACACACACACACACACACACACACGCAGAGAAAAACGCAACCUCGUGGUGGAGGUAGCAACACCAAACCGCGUAUACCGAUUCUAAUAUUAAGUGCACAAACCACUUGUGCUAUACAAACACCCCGUUGACGUGUACUACAGUGUUAGGAUUUGAUUCCGGAUAGCUUUUAAUUUUGCUCUUACAGAUGAAGAAGAUACCAGAAUGACGUACGUUGAGCUUCUCUUGAGUCUAUUUAAGCUAAUUUUACAUCAUGGAAGACCUUAUAAGACACUUUUACAAGAUGUCAUAAAGACAUUCACGCGAGGAACAAUAUUUCAAACUACAAAAGAUCAAAGCCUUCCCAAGAUUAUCAAGUCUUGCAAUUAUGGAAAAAAUGACAAGUUCUACACUGAGGAAGAGGACGCAUUCUUAUCCGCAGAGCUCGUUAGAAGUUUUUGCCAAGAUGCUAUUCGUCAGGUUCCGUCUGUCACUCAUUGCCUUUUGCCUACAGUUGCUGCAAUCAGCGAGAAGAUAUCAAGCUCCUCAACACAGAGUUUUUUAUACACUCUGUUAUCGCUCAAUUCUGCAGGAGAAAAUGAGUUCAUUGCUAAUGCAAGUACAUGGAUGGGAUUACCUUUAAUACCAACUGGCCAUGAACUAGCCGGACAUUUGGUUGAAAAAGACAAAAACCUGAUGCCUGUGAGAACUCGCAUUCCCUACGACGACCCGGAACAGUAUAUGGAUACGUACUUCCGACUGGCCCGUGCCGAAACCUUUUCAGCAAUGCAGCAUGGAAUAAAAGAUCUCAAGGCUUCCACACUGGAUCUAAGAGAUAUGAAUGUUUAUUAUAACAUCCACCUUGCUGGCUUCGGACUACAAAGUGGUCGGUUCUCGUUGGCAAUUCAUUUUACACCCACUAAGGAGGUCAAGAAAUGGGAAACUUCACCUCAACUCAUGUAUGGUAACUUGGUGUGCGUUUCCAUUAACGGAAAGUUUGAUGACGUCAUUUGGGCAACGGUGUCCAAUAGGGAUACACAAUUACUGAACGAACGUCAGAUAAUUAUGUUGGAAUUGUUGGAUGAGAAUAACAAGACCAUGAGCGAAAUUAUAAACUUGCUACAGACCCAAGGAGGUAUUUACAAGUAUUUGCACAUAGAAUAUGGUUAGUGGCUUAGUGCAUGCUUACACCUCUGUGACUUACGCCCGUAUUCUAAAAGUUCACUCACACUUAAUGAGUGGAAAUUCAAUUUGAGUUUCUCUCGAGUAUCAUUGCUGUUUUUGAACAGCUCGAGGGUUAGCUUACUAUAACAAGAUACCUUACUAUAACAGCAUAGAGAAGCUCAGAUUGAACUUCCUCUCACUGAGUGUGAGUGCGAGUGAGCUUUUAGAAUACAGGCGUUAGAUUCGAUUCCUGCGACAUGCAGUUGUAUGGCAUAAUUUCACCUGAACCAAGUGGGAGAAGAGAUUAGUUUGACUAUACUAAACACUCCAGUUUUUAUCCGGGUACUCCGGUUUUAUCCGAACACUCUGGUUUUUCGAAGGCCCCUUCUGCCUUUGUAGCUGAAUGGGUCACCCUGCCUAAAUAAUAGUAACACCGCAGGACCAUCGAUUAACCUCACAGGACAUCUAAGUAGAAUAUUCUACAACGAGCAAGGUUAACUAGCUAGAGAAAGUAAAGCUGAAAUUUUAGAUUGGGCAGAUUUUUGUGUUGUUAUUGCUCUUGUAAUGCCUAUGCAAGCUGAGAUUGUGUUGUAUAGUAUUACAAAUUCAUUUUUGGGUAUAAACGUUAGGGGUUCUAACAUUAUUUCGCCUUUCAAAGGUUCAGCAGUCAUGGUAGAAUCACCGACCUAUUACCACUCGCUAAGUCCUGUCCUACGAAGUUUAAAAGAAUUCGACAUGGAAAACUUUCCACUUCAAGCAGAUGUUAUCUACGCUAAACCUGCGCGGGAACUACCAGAUUAUUUAAAAGAAGCCACAUUUGAAACGUCAAUAGUUUGCUGGUCCAAAAAGACAAACAGUGCCGCUGAAAAAAAGCAAGGAUAUAAGCUUGAAGAAGGAAAGGAUUCCAGCAAUACAGUAGAAGCAAGUGAAAGAGAGGAUAUUGAAGAAUUUGAAGCGAUUGACACGCAGUCAAUUGACUCGUCUUGUGGAAUUGAUUUGGAUAGGGAGUUUUAUCGAGAUUCUUUCCCUGACGAAGAGAAAAAUGCUGAACACAGUUUACCUGAAUACGACGAGGACGAACAACUGAGUGAAUAUGACGAGGACGAACAACUGAACGAAUACGAUGAGGACGAAGAACUGAGUAAAUAUGACGAGGACGAACAACUGAGUGAAUAUGACGAGGACGAACAACUGAAUGAAUACGACGAGGACGAACAACUGAGUGAAUAUGACGAGGACGAACAACUGAGUGAAUAUGGCGAAGACGAACAACUGAAUGAAUAUGACGAGGACGAACAACUGGGUAAAUAUGACGAGGACCAACAAUUGAAUGAAUAUGACGACGACAAACAACUGGAUGAGUAUGACGAGGACCGUGAACAGCUGGGUGAAUAUAACGAGGAUGGCCAACUCGGUGAAUAUGACGACGACGAACAACUUAGUGAAUAUGACGAGGAGGUACAAAGUGAAGGUGACAAGGCGUCAACAAGCAGUGAUGAUGAUAUGGAAGUUGAGCCCACCAGUACAAGUACCUCAAAUUCAUCACAAGACACGUCCUCGCAGGAAAGACUUGGAAGAAGAAUGAAUGUUGAAAGAUUCUUAGAAAUUUUUGACUCCAGCUCGGAGUCCUCUUUGGAAGCAAGUCAAUGUGAAGCACUUGUUCAUGCUCUGAAGAAUAGAUUGGCAGUUAUUCAAGGUGAGCAGGUGAUCUUAAUGCCACAUAUGUUAAUAUCCUUAAGUUUUUUUGUUUCUAAAUAGCUAUCAUUCCCAACGUCUUCACCAGAUCCUACAUUUGUUGGUAAAAAAAGUCCUCCAAGUACCGUGCCAGGCGUCUUCACUUGAAAACGCGAGUGUGUUUUCAGGUAGUGCAUUUAUUGGACCCUUGUGUUCAAAUCUCUGAGUAGGUCUGUUUUCUGUUCCCUAGGUCCACCGGGUUGUGGUAAAACAUUCAUCGGAGUUAAAAUCGCACAACUGUUGUUAUCGCUUUCUCCGAAGCUUGGGAAACCAAUUUUACUGUUGACGUACAAGAACCAUGCCCUUGACGAGUUCCUGAAGCACAUGAUGGGAUUUUGCCAGAAAAAUGAGAUUGUUAGGAUUGGAGGAAGAUCGAAGGAGCCAGAGUUGGAAGAAUGUAAUCUGAAAAAUAUUCAAAAUUUAGUGUUGUAUGAGAAAGCUACACGCGCCGAGAUUCAAAACACAAGAACUGAAAUCAUCGAUAUCGAAUCAAAAAUUAAGAAGAUUUCAGCAGAAGUCGAAGCUAGUUCCUACCUGACACGAAGGAGUUUAGUGGACGAACUGGAGGAGGAACAGCUGCAAAAUUUGAUUGUUGAAGCUGGUUGGGGAAGUGGGCCGAUGAUUUACAGAUUGGGUAAGAAGAACGCAGACAAAACAUGGAUCAAGAAAAUGUUGAACAAUGCUUCUCAUAUUUAUGGUUCGGUUAAAGAAUUUCUUCAGAUAGCUUUGCAAACCAAACUGUCGAAGACUGACCAUGUUGGUAUUCAGUGUAUCACCAUUUUUCAUAAAGCGUUUCAGCAUUGGUUUCCUGACCUUAAAGAACUUCAAAGAAUGAAGGAAUUUCAAGCCGAGUUUAUCUUGCAGAUCCAAAGCGAGACAACAACUGACGAAGACGUGCCGAAAGGAUCGGAAGACAGUAAUGAUGACGAUGAUAGUGGAGAUGAAGAUUAUGUGAAGCAAUUACAGGAAACAAGAAUGGCUGUAGGAGCAAGACAAAGAUUCCAGUCUGAUGAUAUGAUACUUUUCAAUCCCACUAACACCGACAACCGAAAUGAUAUUUUAGUUAAAAUAUCUGACUAUCCUCCCGACAUGGUAGUAAGUUCGCAAAUUCGCUGCGUGAACAAUCUUUACCGAAAAGACAGGAAUAAUGACUUACGUGGGGGCGGAAUUUGUACCUUUAUACGUGCUAACCUUUACGUCCUUGAAGUAUGCGACUUGGGCGAUCCGGAAGUUGAAAGCCAAUGGUUCGUGUUAAAAACUGAUCGGUUACCCAGAGGAAUUAACUCUAUUCUACUAGGAAUUAUUUAUCAUCCCCCACGUAACGACGACCGGCACCUUAGGUCCCACAUCUUUAAAUGCUUGGACCAACUCCUAACAACUUACCCGAACUCUGGCAUUCUAGUUCUAGGAGACUUUAAUCAGUUCCAUCCAGGUAACCUCUGUUGUUCCUUUAAAUUAAGAAAACUCGUUACAGAACCAACUAGGGGAAAGAAUAUCCUUGACCAAGCCUACACCAACUUGACGUCCUAUUACAACUCUGUCAUCUUACCUCCUAUUGGCUCAUCUGAUCAUCGUAGUAUUUUAUUGCAACCAUCGUGUAGAGAAAACCCCAGCGCUCCAACUAUUAGAAUCCAACAACGUGAAUGCAAGGCUUCAAACAAACGUGUUUUGAUUUCAACACUAGACCAUAUAAACUGGACGCCAAUUUAUAGACUUAACUCAUGCGAAGAACAACUCGAUGUCUUUCAGAGUACGAUUUCAAACGCCAUCAAUUUUUGCCUUCCAAUGCGUUCCGUUAAAACCUACACCCGUGAUAAACCAUGGAUUACUCAAGAUAUCAAAGGCUGCAUCAAAAAGCGCCAACUCGCCUGGGUAAGAAACGACACCAAACAAUACAAAAUUUACCGAAAUAAGACCGCAAAACUCUGUAAAAUUGCUCGUAAACGUUUUUACCAAAACAAAAUCCGACACACGCAAGAUAUUAAUCCUAAAAAGUGGUGGGACAACAUAAAAAUGCUCUUCCGCUUAUCAAAACAGCAACCUCCAAUGAGCAUGCUUGUAAAUGGUUCCGUACUCAAGGAUAAACAACUAGCCGAGGCCAUUAGUGAUUCCUUCUAUCGAGUCUCUAGCGAUAUUCCUACCCUACAUUUCCAACCGAUCCCAGUCACUUGUAUCCCAGAGUUGUACAUAAUUUCUCCCGAAGCUGUGGAGGCUCGUCUAUCCUGCAUUAACGAGCGUAAGGCAACUGGCCCAGACGAAAUUCCGAAUUGGCUGCUGAAAAGUUGCGCAGUUAAUUUAAGUCAGCCAGUUUGUUCCAUUUUUAACGCGUCGAUUAGGAAUGGCGAAGUCCCUAAACUAUGGAAAUCAGCAGAUGUAUUGCCACUUGGAAAGAUCACUCAACCAAAAUCUAUCGAAUCUGAUCUCAGACCGAUUUCUUUAACUACUGUUCUAAGCAAAAUUCUCGAAAGUUUUGUGUUUAGUUGGCUUGCCCCUAUUGUAAUGCCACAUAUCGAUCCAUACCAGUUUGGAAGUGUCAAAAGAUCGUCUACUACACAUGCCCUUGUACACUUAGUUCAUUAUUGGCUUUCUGCCCUGGAAGCACCAAACACGAUGAUCAGAACUUGUUUAAUCGAUUUUGCAAAAGCCUUCGAUCGAAUUGAUCACAACAUUCUCAUGCAUAAACUAUUGAUCCUUGGGGUCCCUCCGGUGCUUUUAAACUGGUGCUCGAGCUUUCUCCAAGAAAGACAACAACGUGUUAAAGUGGGAACUCACAAAUCAAGUUGGAAACAAAUCGCAGCUGGGGUGCCUCAGGGAACCAAAUUAGGCCCUUUGUUUUUUCUUAUUAUGGUGAACGAUCUGAGAUGUAAUGCACCAUUGUACAAAUAUGUUGACGACUGUGCGGUUACUGAAAUCAUUAAAUCAUUUGACUUGCAGUCAUCCAGUUUACAACGUGAGAUCGACUACAUAAAUCAAUGGUCGGUUAAGAAUAAUAUGAAAUUAAAUGUCACAAAAACUAAAGAAUUCAAUAUAUCUCUGUCUAGCGCCCCACAUUCGUUCCCUGCUUUAUCUAUAGACAAUCAACAUCUCGAAGUUGUCCACACUGUUAAGCUUCUGGGAGUGUACUUGUCUGCUGAUUUAAAGUGGACGACGCAUAUUGACCACAUAUGUUCCAAAGCCAGUAAACGUCUAUUUGUAAUUCGAAUAUUGAAACGAAACGGCGUUGAAGUGUGGGAUCUUAGAAAU
Molecule: messenger RNA, 9005 nt
Organism: Paramuricea clavata
Lineage: Eukaryota; Metazoa; Cnidaria; Anthozoa; Malacalcyonacea; Plexauridae
Source: the annotation of a GenBank genome assembly